Molecule: messenger RNA, 1137 nt
Organism: Microthlaspi erraticum
Lineage: Eukaryota; Viridiplantae; Streptophyta; Magnoliopsida; Brassicales; Brassicaceae
Source: the annotation of a GenBank genome assembly
AUGUAUCCACCACGUCGAGGCGGACUACCUGCAAGAGGUUAUGUUGGACGAGUGACCCCUGCUCUCUCUAGGGCUGGUAAUUCGUGUGCACCGCCGGGAUUCCCUCUUCGUAGCAUCACCGAGCUCUUGCAGGCGCCUGCACGACGAAACCAGCCGACUCUCCAUCCCGAGAAGAGAGAUGGCGCACUUUGGAUCUCCAUCGACAAUGAGGUCAACUAUGAUAUCAAAAAUGCUUUUACGAAUGAUUUUGAUGGUCCUUGGUGGAAUCUUGGUGAGGUUCCUCAAGAGCAGAAAGACAAGUGGUGGUCUGAUUUUGUGCAAAAGUAUUAUUGGGAUCCAGAUCAUCAUACCUUGGUGAAGACUCUCUGGACUAAACAGCUCCGAAGAAUGAUCUCGAACAACAUCAGCAAGGGGAAGAGACAAAAUAAAAAGCCAAAAUUUGUCUCUGACAUCAAUUGGAACUUGAUGUGGCAACACUGGGAUACUCCACAAGCUGUUCAUAUUAGCACUAUAAACUCUCAGAACCGGAAAUCUGACCGUGGUGGAGAUGGGAUUCAUCAACACAUUUCUGGUUCAAAAUCGUAUGCCAAGGUCAAAUAUGAUAUGAUGAUGGAGUUGGGUGAGGAGCCAUCAAUCACAGACUUAGUGCGGAAGACGCACAUGAAGCUUGAUGGAACUUUUGCUGACAAACGUGCAAAGAUGAUUGUUGAUGAAGUUGAGUCGAUUGUUGUUUCCCAGCAAUUGAACAACAAUGAACAUGUUGAGGUUGGCAGCCAAGAGACGAACUCACACACACCAAUUACACCACUUAUGCGAGAUGAGGCUUUUUAUUCGAUAGUCAAACCAUAUAAAGGAAGGGUGUUUGGACUUGGAUCUGCUCAGAUGGAGAGUUAUGAUCCCAUUGAUCCACCAUCUCUUGUUCUUCCUCGUCAAGCUCGUUAUGAGCGGGACCUGUUCAAUUUGACUGGAGUUGUCAACCUAAUGAGCCAGCAAAUUAGUGCUUUGUGUGAAGCUAGAGGAGUCAGAGUUCCACAUGUGACUGAGCAGCCACCUCAUCCAUCACAGCCGCCACACUCUCAAACAUCUCCAAGUGAAGCAGCUGCUACUCCUGCUUCGACAGUUCCUUCUUUAUCUUGA